Messenger RNA from Oppia nitens, 1064 nucleotides. RefSeq lists its product as uncharacterized. Bases 387 to 1043 code for a protein of 218 amino acids. The record is from RefSeq and is a predicted model, not a curated record. NCBI's taxonomy places the organism in Eukaryota, Metazoa, Arthropoda, Arachnida, Sarcoptiformes, Oppiidae. The transcript is spliced from 4 exons.
CAUUCGGAUCCUAUUUCACAGUUGCUAUUGAUUUGUUAGGUUAUAAUCAUUGGGAAAAAUAGUACUGUAUAUACACUACAAAAUUACAUCACAGACAAUAUGUAUGGCAACAACAACAACACUAAUGAUGGUAGAAAACAAUAAAGAAAAAAAGUUUUUUGACGACUGACUGACUGCAACUGUCUAUAUGUCUAUCUAUAUGUGUGUCUAAUGUAUUUGAAAAUCAAAAAAUAGCCAAAAGAGAUGUCACUCCACUUAAACAUUUCAUUUCGAUACAAACAUUACAAUAUCUAAAUACCAUUUAAUGCAUUUCACUGUCGAUUGGUUUGCAAGAAUCACAAGAAUAAGGAUAACAACUACAACAACAACAAUAAGUAGAAAAAGUCAUGAGAUAUAAGUGUUCACAACAGCAGCCGAUGUCCUAUCAAAUCAUAAAAUACAGUCUCAUAUCAUUGCUAUCAUUGAUGAUAUUGUGCACCACUUUAGCCAUUAUUCUCGUUUGUUUGGUUUCUGUCGAUUAUAAUAACAAUCUAAAUGAUAGAUCAUUGGGUAUAAUAUUUGUAUUGACUAUAAUCACAAUAGUCUUCCUGCUGGGACUGGUGGGUGUAUCGAAAGCCCAUUUGCCAACUGUGCUAUUGUUCACGUGUGCCGAUCUGUUUCUGUUGGUCACCACAUACUACGGCAGUUACAGCACUCGCAAUGCAAAUAUGGGCGCAUUUAUCAUAUUUUUGGUCACAACAGUCCUGUCUCUAACAUAUUCACUAAUAAUUUGGCGCAAAUGUUGUCUAUCAUCUACCAGUGCCACUACUGAACGUCUUCUAAGGCCUCAUCGGCAUAACAUCUACGACUAUGAAGACUAUGACACCGAUAGCAAUAGUAAUACUACUAUUCAGCCAACGUUUCUAUCAUUUACGCCAAAUUUUAAUGACUUUAAUGGACAACAACCACAACAACAACAAUUACAACCACAAAAUGAUUGCACUUAUUGGACGGUUGAGAGCAAUGAAUGCAACAAAUUGAUUGUCGACAGAUAUGCCGUUUAAAAAAAAUUUAUAUACAAUUAU